AUGGGUGUUGCUGAUUUGAUUAAGAAGUUUGAGCAAAUUUCUCAAGAGUCUCCCAAGACUGAGGUGAAGAAGCCCACGCCUGCUGUUGCUGAACCUUCUGAUGCCACUGAAGCUACUGAAGCUACUGAAGCUACUGAAGCUACUGAAGCUUUGACUGACGAAAGUGCUGAACCAGCUGAACCAACCCCAGUUGAAGCUUCAGAAGAAACUCCAGUUGAAACUACUACAGAGGAAACUCCAGCUGAAGCUGCUCAAGAAGCUGAAGCUACCACCGAAGAAACUCCAGCUGAAACUGCUCAAGAAGCUGAAGCUAAUACAGAGGAAACUCCAGCUGAAACUGCUGAAAAUACUCCUGCAACUGAUUCAGAAACUGCACCAGAAGAAACUCCAGCUCAAGAGGCCGAGAGUGAAAAGACUGAAGACGACCAAGAGGCUUCUGCUGAAGGUGACAACACACAGGAGAAUUCUGAGCAAUCUUCUAAAAGCAAGAAGAACAAGAAGAAGAAGAACAAGAAGAAGGCCAAGAAGGCUGCCGCAAAGGCUGCUACUGAGGGUGAAAACGGUUCCAAUGAGGAGGAAACCCCAUCUGAUUCGCUUAGGCCUUGUCAAUCAGAGAAUAAAGAAGAAAUCAAAGCAAUUACACAGGACCUACACGAAGAGACCUUCGAAGGUAUUGCUCAUGAAUCUGCUCCUAAUGAGGUAGAGGGUACUUCAAGACUGGGUCGUGAUAAUCCAUUUGAGUUUGGUAAAAGAAACCUAACUGAGGACUCUGACGUUUGGAACCACAACGCUUGGGAUAACGUCGAGUGGGGUGAAGAACAGAUCCAACAAGCUGAAGAAAAGAUCAAACUCCAAUACGAUUGCCCUGUCUCAGAGUUCGACAAGGAGUUGUACAACAGUAACCCAUCAAGAUACUGGGACAUUUUUUACAAGAAUAACAAAGAGAACUUCUUCAAGGAUAGAAAAUGGUUACAAAUUGAAUUUCCAAUUUUAUACCAAUCUACAAAGAAAGACGCAGGCCCAGUUACCAUCUUCGAAAUUGGUUGCGGUGCAGGUAACACUUUCUUCCCUAUCUUGAAUGAAAAUGAGAAUGAAAACUUGAGAAUUAUCGCUGCCGAUUUUGCACCAAGGGCUGUUGAGUUGGUCAAGGAGUCUGAGAACUUCAAUCCUAAGUAUGGCCAUGCCACUGUUUGGGAUUUAGCCAACCCAGAUGGUCAAUUGCCCGACGGUGUUGAACCACAUUCAGUGGACAUUGCUGUGAUGAUCUUUGUCUUUAGUGCAUUAUCCCCAUCACAAUGGGACCAUGCUAUGGACAACUUGCAUAACAUAUUAAAACCAGGUGGUAAGAUCUUGUUCAGAGACUAUGGCCGUUACGACCAAGUUCAAGUGAGAUUUAAGAAGAACAGAUUAUUGGAUGAUAACUUCUAUGUAAGAGGUGACGGUACGAGAGUUUACUUCUUCACCGAAGAAGAACUAAGAGACAUCUUCACAAAGAAGUAUUUCAAAGAGAACAAGAUCGGAACAGAUAGAAGAUUAUUGGUCAACAGAAAGAGACAGUUGAAGAUGUACCGUUGCUGGCUGCAAGCUGUCUUCGAUGUACCAAACUGA
Messenger RNA from Nakaseomyces glabratus, 1608 nucleotides. Lineage: Eukaryota; Fungi; Ascomycota; Saccharomycetes; Saccharomycetales; Saccharomycetaceae. The record is from RefSeq and is a predicted model, not a curated record.